AGCGUCAGGAAGUAGCUUCAGGAAGUAGUUUUCUGGCCCGUUUGAGUGACAGCUGUGGGUGGUGACAGCCCACACGGGACGGCAGCCCGCAGAGCCGAGCCGACACUCAAGAUGGCAGGUCUAUCUUUAUACUUUGAAGAUGGCCACGACGAUCUGGAUGAUUUUGGAUUUGAUGACUAUGGUUCAGAGUGCGACGGCAUCCGCAUCACAGCCUUCCUCGAUGCCGGACAAGACAACCUCACUCCUCUCGGGAGGCUAGAGAAAUAUGCCUUCAGUGAGAAUGUCUUCAACAGGCAGAUCGUGGCUCGCGGCCUGCUUGAUGUGCUUCGAGAGUUCAGUGACAAUGAAAAUGACUUUAUCAGUGUCAUGGAGACAGUUGCCAGAAUGUCAGAAGAUGGAGAGCCCACAGUCCGAGCUGAACUGAUGGAGCAGGUCCCCAACAUUGCCAUGUUCUUACAUGAGAGUCGGCCUAACUUCCCAGCAGCGUUCUCAAGAUAUUUGGUGCCCAUUGUUGUCAGAUAUCUCACUGAUCCAAACAACCAGGUGCGGAAGACCAGCCAGGCAGCGCUGCUCGUUCUGUUGGAGCAGGGACUCAUCUCUAAAGCUGAUAUGGAGACCAAAGUUUGUCCAGUUCUGCUCGACCUCACAGAACCCAGCAGUGACGAUGACUACAAAAUCGAGGCAGUCGCAAUCAUGUGCAAAGUUGUCACCAUGUUGAGCAAAGACACAGUGGAGCAUCUAUUGCUGCCGCGCUUCUGUGACCUGUGCAGUGAUGCCAGACUCUUUCAAGUCCGCAAGGUCUGUGCAGCCAAUUUUGGAGAGUUUUGUUCUAUUGUUGGUCAGGAGGCCACAGAAAAACUACUGAUGCCCAAGUUCUUCGAUCUGUGCUCAGACAGUCUGUGGGGCAUCAGGAAAGCCUGUGCAGAGUGCUUCAUGAUGGUCUCCAAUUCUACCUCUCCAGAGGUGCGACGUGCAAAAUUGUCCCCCCUGUUCAUCAGCCUCAUCAGUGACCAGUCUCGUUGGGUGCGACAGGCUGCCUUCCAGUCUCUGGGACGUUUUAUCUCCACCUUUGCCAAUCCCUCCAGCACAGGCCUUCACUUCAGAGAGGACGGCACCCUACUAGAGGUCCCGAGGUGUACAUUGGACAGCGACUGCUCCCUGAACUCUUUGAAUUGCUCCAGCAUUAGCGGCUGCCACACAGAAAGAACCGUUGCUCACACACCUCCCAACCAGGACGGCCGCGCCACACCGUCCCCGGAGCACGUGUCGACGGCUGACAGCGAGGAAAUGCACAACUUUGAGGACAGCCACACUUCUGUCCCCAGAGAAAUGCGUGGCGGCUUCUCCCACACAGUCUCAAACAGCAACGCCAGCCCCACGACUACAAACAACGCUAAGAACACAAAAGAAACGGAGCAGACAGACGAGAACUUUAAUUCUUUCAACUAUUGGAGAUCUCCUUUACCAGACAUCAGCGGGGAACUGGAGAUGCUAAAUUGUCCAAAAUCAGAGGAAGAGAGAGAGCAGGAGGAACAGAAAGAGGACGAGAAGGAAGAGGGACCUGAUUGUCCUGAUUCCAAGCCCAACCCUGGAAAAGCCACCAGCGACCAGAUCCAGAAGGUCUUGGACUGUUUGCAGCCACACAUGGAUGACCCUGAUGUUCAAGCUCAAGUCCAGGUCUUGUCAGCGGCUCUGAAGGCGGCACAGCUCGACAGCCCGGGAGAUGAGGCUCCGACAGACGAUGGCCUCACUGAACCUGAGCCAGAAGAGCAGCCUGAGGAGGAGAGCGAGAGCCCGUCAGUGGAGAGCAAAUCUGUGGAGGUUCAGUCUGAAGAGAGUGAAGAGAGUCCCACAGAAGAGGAGCAAAUGAUGGAAACUUCUACAGCCUCGGAGUCGAGCCCUGUCCAGGAGCAAGGGGACGAAGAAACACAGACGGAGCCCUUGGAGGACCAGGAAGAGUCUCCUCCUGACUCUCCUAUUCUGGGGUCUGAACUAAUUGAGAGUGUGGAGGAGGAGGAGGAAAAGGAAGACCCUGCUCACAGCCCAGUGUUUGAGGAUAAGCCCAAGAUCCAGAAUGUGAUCCCCCAGCAGCUGUUGGAUCAGUACCUCUCUAUGACGGACCCGGCCCGGGCCCAGACGGUGGAUACAGAGAUCGCCAAACACUGUGCCUUCAGCCUGCCGGGCGUCGCGCUCACUCUGGGGCGACAGAACUGGCACUGCCUCAAGGACACGUAUGAAACCCUCGCUACUGAUGUGCAGUGGAAGGUGCGGCGUACGCUGGCUUUCUCCAUCCACGAGCUGGCAGUCAUCCUGGGAGACCAGCUGACAGCAGCUGAUUUGGUGCCCAUCUUCAACGGUUUCCUCAAAGACCUGGACGAGGUCCGCAUUGGCGUGCUCAAGCACCUCUACGACUUCCUCAAGCUGCUGCACGCAGACAAGAGGAGAGAGUAUCUGUACCAGCUGCAAGAGUUCAUGGUGACGGACAAUAGUCGCAACUGGAGAUUCAGAUAUGAGCUGGCAGAGCAGUUGAUCUUGAUCAUAGAGUUGUACAGCCACAACGACGUGUAUGACUACCUCCGACAGAUAGCGCUCACACUCUGCUCUGACAAAGUCUCAGAGGUCAGGUGGAUCUCAUACAAACUGGUUGUAGAGAUCCUACAGAAGCUGUAUGCAUGUGGAGCCGAUGAUCUGGGCCUGAACUUCAUCAACGAGCUCACCGUCAGGUUCUGCCACUGUCCCAAGUGGGUGGGGCGGCAGGCCUUUGCCUUCAUCUGCCAGGCCAUAGUGGAGGAGGACUGCAUGCCCAUGGAGCAGUUCGGCCAGCACCUCUUGCCCAGCCUGCUCAGCCUCUCCUCAGACCCAGUGGCCAAUGUCCGCGUACUGGUAGCCAAGGCUCUACGACAGAGUGUCAUGGAGAAAGCUUACUUCAAGGAGCCCGGCUGUGCGUUCUCUGACGAGCUGGAGGAGACCGUGAUGGCUCUGCAGUCCGACAAGGACCGGGACGUGCGGUUCUUCGCCAGCCUGGACCCCAACAAAGGCCUGAUGGACACGGCUCCCUUGAUUUAGCCUCUGCUCCUGAGCCCCAUUACAGCCCACCUGCCUGUCUACCUACCUGUCUGUCUGACUGACGCACAGUCGGCGUAACCUGCAACACCAGCACCUGACCAGAUCCCCAAACCGACCAUUCGCCUGCUGGGCAGACCUGCACCAACGACCACUUGGGAAUCGUGUCAGAUGAUCAGAUGAAUACAAAUAUGAAAAAAAGUAUGAGCAUGCUCAAACUACAGUCUCUGGUUGGGCACUACAUAGCGCACAUUUGCAUUCACAACACAAAGAUGCAAACUUCUCAGAGUUUUCAGAAGAUGAGCAGGACUCAGAGGUUAGCUGAACUUUUCCCGCCCUCCUCCACACUAACAUCGACUCAGUCCUUCCCCCAAUCACAGACUUGUAAAACUACGACGGGCUCUUUCUCUCCAAAGCUAAUUGUAAGCUUGAUAUAAAAUUGCUCAAUUGAUUUUUUUUUUUUUUUUCUUAAUGCUUCUUUUUGUGGAUUUCUUAACGAACAAGCGGGCGAGGCCUGCCUGACUCUGACGUGUGCACUAACUCAGGGGGACUCAUCUGAACCUAAACAGCAUUAUUAGCUCACGAUAAGCAGCAGCUCCUGCAUCGACAACUCCAGCAGUCUGAGCAACAGACCAGCCAAAACCAAGUAGCUCUGCUGGUGUCUCUCGCCUCAUUUCCUCUUAAAAAUGCCUCUGUUGUCUCAGACGCCCCUUUGUCUUCUGAGACGUCCUCUGGGUUAUCGUCUGUCUCCCUUCUUCACUCUCUGCAUUUCUCCACCUGGUCUUCAUGGGCCACUGAAACCACUACUACUGCACAGAAGAAACAGUGAUUCUGCCACUCAGCGUAACUUGAUUAAAACCAUAUCUUUUUUUUUUUUUUUUUAAAGAACACCUUAAUAAACUGUUGAUUGCUCCCCCUUCCUUUCACCCCCUCUUCUCCCCCCUUGUGUCUGUUUACCAAAAAUGUGACACAACGCGUCUCCCGAACGGCAGGAGACACAUGAAAUACCUCUGUUUGGACACGACUGGCCAGUGUGGCGUACAUGUGGAGGGACAUCCGCGGUUCAAACAAGGCUCUGAAUGUCCUCUAUGGGUGGUUCUCUUUUUUUUGGUGUGUUGACUAAAAACAUCUUAACAAGGGCUCAUGACCAAGUGACACAGGGUGACGUAAAUCUCAGAAAGAAGAGGAAGAAAGCAAGCACACUGUUGGAUUAUGCAUGUUUCCCCCUCCUCUUGUGUAUAGUCUUUUCCUUAAGGUUGACCUCCUGAUGUUGAAUUAUGUGACCAUGGUAGCGUUCAGUGGAUCUGAUGACCAGUUGUACAGUAGGAUAUAGGAAUGGCUGCGUGACGAAACUGAAAGAUCAUUAUUUCCCUGUCUUGGUGGAAUGAUUAAAAGUAUGAGGAACUCUUUUGUACAGCUUCAACCUGUGGAAAACGGUUUGUGUUUAUGGAACCAAGGCCAGUGUAGUCGGGUUUUUACCCAUCGAGAUGUGUGUGUGAAUAUUGGGAGCAGUCACCAAGUCACUUUUUGUAGUCUCUCGAGCUCGUUUGUUCUCCUCUGUUGUAAAUGGUAACCCCUCCUUUUUUUUUUUUUUUUUUUUGAACAUAGACAUAACUUGAGAACUUAAGCUGAUUGUGGUGUGUGCUGUGCAUCUCAAGUCUUUCUUCCUUCGAAAGGAGAGCUCACUGCGGUAAUGGCGGUGUCCACUCAUCUCGUCUGUCUGCGAUUUGUGUCCAUCUCAUUUUUUAUGUAGUAGAACAGUUAAUAUAUACAUUUUAUGAAAAUUAUUUUUCUUUUCAAUUAUGCACCACUGUUCAAAGAUUUUAUAUCCUAACUUUACAAAAUUUACAACCUUUGUAAUAUUCAAUGGUUUCUUUUAAAAAGACAUUUUAUGUAAUGUUAUUUUUAGUAUUCUGUAAUUAAAAUGAUGAAAAUUAA
This is a messenger RNA of Centropristis striata (black sea bass), 5001 nucleotides long. It is a transcript of the gene ppp4r1l, whose product is annotated as protein phosphatase 4, regulatory subunit 1-like. The transcript has 20 exons. Gene Ontology annotation, biological process: protein dephosphorylation. Bases 112 to 3066 code for a protein of 984 amino acids. The record is from RefSeq and is a predicted model, not a curated record. Gene Ontology annotation, molecular function: protein phosphatase regulator activity; protein binding. NCBI's taxonomy places the organism in Eukaryota, Metazoa, Chordata, Actinopteri, Perciformes, Serranidae.